CGAGUUUCACAUUAGCGCGGGCUACCCUCAAAAAGUUACUUUGACGUAUCGUCAGUUCACACAGUUCACUCAUGUGAACACGAUGAACGACUGUAUUCACGUUUAGUUCGUGUCCGUGCCGUGUAAACUUUUAAAUGGACGCGGAAUUGUUUGGAAUGAGCAGUUUUUGUGGGAAUGUUUAAUUGAAGCCUGUUCUCACGAAAAUUUGGAAAAACUUCAAGAGCUUGGAGGCUUAUAAAUACUUUGUUGCUGGUUGGGUGAAACAGGUCCUCGUCCACGAAAAUUCGGCAGGAAUCUAUCUUGUGCUUGGAAAGCGCACAAUGGCAGAACUCCCUUCUGGACUGUUAGAGGCAUGCGUGGUGGUUGGAGCCUCAAAUGAUAAACUCAGAGAUGUCUACCAGCUACAUCAGCAAAAAAAGUUUGUGGACUUUCCCCUAAUGGAUGCAGAGGUACUGCAAGUCCACAUCCCACCUUUUGUCACCAAGGAGACCAAUUCCAGUCACGCCAUUGGUCCGUCCUUUAGCCGUGUGCAGCGGCGGAGAAGUUUCAUUAAGAAGAGACGAGACCGAGUUGCAGGCCCGACUCAUAACGGGGAAUCCGCCAAUCAUUCUGAAGUCUCCUCGGCAACUGAGGACAUCAGCGUUCCAAAGGAUCUGGAUCUUAUCGCGUUACCACAGCUGUGUUUUCCAGGUGGUCUCCAGUUGGCCCAUGAGCAGAAAGAAGAUGCUUAUCACUUCCUAGUCUUUACUGACCUGUUGGGGAACCGAACUCAUGGAGUUGUGGCGCAGUUUUACAGAUCUGUGCAGUCCUGUCAGGAAGCUGCCAUCCAGAACGGCCAUCGCUGGAUUUCAUCGAAAUGCCGUCUUUUCACUCCCUUCGCCGUGUGUGUCAUUUCCAAGUUACCUUACUACAACGCUUUAAGGGACUGCUUGUCAUGUUUGUUGGCACAGCUCCGGCCCGUGAGGCAAGCCGACUUUGCGGAAACCUUGAAGGAGUUUUCCGCCAAGUUGUCCCUGGUUCCUUUACCGCCACCCGGACAACUACACGUGUGCUUUAGCCUACGUCCCCUGCAAGUGGUUCUUCCAUCUAGGGAGGAGCAGGACAGUCCUAUUUUUGACGUGGACUUGCACCUUCCUUUGCUCUGUUUCUCACACGCGACACUCCUCCAGAUUUUGUCCUGCCUCCUCCAAGAACAACGGCUGGUUUUCUUCUCAAGCGACUGGGCCAGACUCACUUUGGUUGCCGAGUGCCUCCUUCUCUAUCUGCAGCCUCUCACCUGGCAGCACCCCUACGUUCCUGUCCUGUCUCGAGGCAUGCUGGACUUCCUGAUGGCGCCUACGGCCUUCCUGAUGGGCUGCCAUAUUAGUCAUUUUGAAGAAGUAGCUGCGGAGACGGAGGAUCUCAUCCUGGUGAAUAUUGACGACGGUAUCAUUCAGUCAUCAUGGGCGGACGUCGUCGACCUAGCCACGAUUCCUCUGACUGCGGCUGAGUGUUUUAUUUCAAGAGCUGAGUCGCUACAACUUCACUAUGACUUGGAGCUGUGUCACCUGGGAUCGGCCACCGACGCCAAUGCCAUGCGAGCUCAGCGGCGAGCCUGGCAGAGACGACUCAACAAGCAGAUACAAAAUAUUUGCCUGGAACUGCUGGUCAACAUCUUUAGAGGAGUCCAGGACUUUCUAAACCAUGAGCAUCGAGUUUUUAACAGUGAGGAGUUUUUGAGAAACCGGGAUCCAUCAGACCAGCUAUUUUACAAAAAGGUUCUAGACACUCACAUCUUUCACUCAUUCCUGCGAGACAGGCUCAACAGGAAACAAGACAGCUUCAGCCGCAUGGAGCAAAACACGCGCAACCUUGCACAGAGGAAUCGCGGAGUGACAGAAUCACCCCGCCGUCCGCCCAUGUCCGAGCUGUCGCGGAACGGCUAUAACAGCUAUGCUAGCCCAGAUAACCGACUGAGCAAGCGGCUGGGAGCCAGCAUGCCCAACCUGGACCAGUCGGUCCAUGAAACUCUCAAUGGCAUCAGCCCCGUAAGACCGGCAUCGCUUAGGAAAAUGACCCCUGACAUUGGGUUGAAACUUCCUCAAAAACCCGUGAAGGUUUUCCGCCUCCCCGAAUUUCCUCCUCCUUUGGCAUAUCAUUACGUCCAGAACUAUUAUUCGGAAAUGGUUGCGAACCUAGGGAAGGCUAUUAGCGCCACUCCUCCUGAAGAAUCUGCUUUGCUGGCAAGGUAUCACUACUUGCGCGGUUUGGUCAACACAGUGUCAAACAGACGAUUGGACGCUUUGGAAGACUUCCAGAGUCUUUAUAAGACCGACUCCGACAUAUUUCCUCUGCAGAUGGUUAAGUCUCUGGUGGACUCACUUCCAGAAGCCGAGCGUUUGCAGGCAGACAGGCGCCCAGAACUGAAGCGUCUCAUCAGCCGCCUCAAGCGGGACCAGGAACGCGAGCGACACGACACAAAGAACGACGACGGAGCCGUAAAACGCUUCCAGCUACCGAAAAAAUACAUGCAUCUGGAUGAGUUUGUGAAGUGCGUCCAGGAAUCUGGGAUAGUGAAAGACCUAGGGACAAUUUACAGGCUUUUUGACGCACUCACUGUUGGUCAUCAGAAGCAAGUUGGCCCUGACUUGUUUCGAGUUUUCUACACUAUUUGGAAAGAGACUGAAGCUGAGGCACAGGAGGUAUGCUUGCCUGCAUCUGUAUUGGAGCACAUCGAACCCAGCGAGUGCGUCUUUAAGCUGUCCUCCUCGGUCAAGACGAGCCGCGGCGUGGGCAAGAUCGCGAUGACCCAGCGGCGGCUUUUCCUGCUGACGGACGGACGGCCAGGCUAUGUUGAGGUGGCGCAGUAUAGGGAUUUAGAGGAAGUAAAAGUGUCCUCAGCUCCUUUCCUCCUCUUACGAAUCCCCAGCUUGAAGCUGCGCGUGAGGGGAAGGAAGGAAGCUUUUGAGGCCAAUUUGAAGACUGAGACGGAACUUUGGAACCUUAUGGUCAAAGAGAUGUGGGCUGGACGAGACAUGGCUGACCAGCACAAGGACCCCCAGUAUAUGCAGCAGGCCUUGACUAACGCCUUGCUGAUGGACGCGGUAGUUGGCAGUCUCCAGAGUAGCAAAGCGACUUACGCCGCCUCCAAGCUAGCUCACUUUGACCGCAUCAAGAUGGAAGUGCCAAUGAUGGUUCCCAGGACGACCGCCGAGGCACUGAAGCACAAAAUUAAUCCUUCCUUGGAACUUGCCGCGCCUCGAUCCGUUGAUGUUCUUCUGUACACGCCAGGUCAGUUGUGGGUGUCAGUGAGCGGUGGCAAGGUGAUGGUGUUUGACGCCUCCAGCUGGUCCCUGACACACACGUGUCAAGUCGGGAAUGCCAGACUGAACUGCAUGCUGGCAGUAGACAAAGACCAAGUGUGGAUGGGUUCCGAAGAUUCCGUCAUCUAUAUCAUUAGCAUAGUGGCCAUGGUCUGCAACAGGCAACUGACGGAUCACAGGUCCGAGGUGACCGGACUUGCUCUCGACACAGACAAAUAUAGUCAGAAGGUGGCAUACUCCUGCAGCGCCGAGGGAACAGUUAUAGUGUGGGACGUCUCCACACUGCAGGUGAAGAAGAACUUUCGCCUCUCCUGUGACCGCCUGCAGUCGGUCUACAGCUAUAAUGUGACCCUGUGGUGCUGUUCCAGGGACAGCAUCAUGGAGGUGUGGCGGAAUGGAACUUUAAAACAUCGUCUCAAUCUGCCAGAGCAACACAAAGGGUCCACAGUUACAUUCAGCACUGUGCUGUUGAUACACGAGAGGGAGGAGCUAUGGAGCAUAUGUGCAGACUCUGGAGACGUAUGUAUUUGGCAUGCAAAAGAUGCGUCAAAACCUUACCACCGUGUGGCGCUUCAGGACUGCACAGGAUGUCAUUGCAUGAUUAAAGUGAAAAAUCAGGUGUGGGUUGGCGGCGUCGGCCGCACCUCCAGUAAAGGGAAAGUCUACAUACUGGACGUGGAGCGCCGCCAGGUCCUCAAGGAGCUCCACGGUCACAGCGACAAGGUGACGGCGCUGUGCUCGGCCGAGGACCGCUACGUCCUCAGCGGCGCCGCCAAACACGAUGGCAAGAUCGCCAUCUGGAAGGUGGAGUAGGGAGUGUUGUUUACAAUCUGCAUCCUCAACCUGGACAGAAACUCUGACGCAGAAAGCGGUUUAACUUUGUAGCCAAGUAUUACAUGAAGGCUUUUGUUCGGCAGCCUGGUCUCCAGCUGUGAAUUCAUUUUUUUAUUAGUUUUGCGUUAAUGAAACCUAUUUAGAGAAGUGCUCAUAAUGGUGCUUGAACCCAUUCAUGAGCUUACACAAGUUAUUUACCGGUAAUAAGAGCCAAAAUAUUUCACUACAUUGCUGCCUGGUAAAGAGGCAUUUUUUCUAAUCUUUCCACGUCGCUGCUCUUUAUCAUCGGCAUGACGCGGAAUGCAAAUUUUUACACUUUUGAAGGUUGUAUCAACAACCCGAGGAAUUCUGCAAAUGUGUGAAGUUUAUCGACAGGGAUUCACUUCUCCCUGAAAAUGAAGUCAAGUUAACCAGCAAUAACCACAUAAUCACUUUAAGGCCAGAAGGUGCCUCAAAUAUAUUUAUAUUUCACUGUUUAAUAUGUAUACUAUAAAACAAUAGGCAUUUUUUCCUGGUGUAUCUGUAUAUUUUAUUUUAGUUACUGUGCACUAUAAAGAAACUUCCUGUAAUGAAGGAAGAAACGCAACACAUUUAUACUUUUUUUUUGUAUGUACAAGACACUUGAGAUUUUUUUACAGUAAAUUGUGCAACGUAAACACCUAAAAAGUGCGUUUGUUGUUUGUUUUUACACCACUACACUCAGUUGCUACCUUCUACCAAAUGAGGGCGCUGUUAAUGCGUGUAAGUGAGAGCAAGUGAAUUUUCUCACUCAGCAUUUGGAUGCUGUCCUAAGGGCUCUUUAGUUUACCAGUGUACUCUUUCGUUUUAUGUAUAAAAGGAACAUAUUUUCUCAAGUUGACAUUUUUUUGUGUCUAAAUUGUCUUACAUGUAUGAAUUGGCUCAUUGAAGCCAGGAACCGUUUAAUCCUGUUUUGCAGGUCCGGAAAGAUAAGUGGAGCUUCUGUUUUUCUUGCGACUUCUGAAGAAGUUCUUUAAAAAACCACAGAGCAUUACUCACAUGAGAGAGGCACAGGUUUACAGUAGAAGUGAAAACACACCCUUGUAGUGUUUGAGCAACAACAACAAAACUACUUCCGAGAAGAGUCUCCACUGUUGAACAAGUCGAUUCAGUUGGAUUCAGCAGGAGCAAUGAAAGAAGUCAUGACAAAGGAGCUCAUUUCCUAGAUAGGCCAUUAAAAUGAAUAUGCACUCACAUGAGAAAAUGAGAAUUGGAAAAAAAAAAUCCCCCCAAAACAUUUGUGUUGUCGGUGCAGCCAGUACUUAUGUUGUAAAAUCAGCAGACAGUGCGAGCAGUUAUGCCCUCAUGUCUGAUGGAUAUAAUAACAUGAACAUGACGCCAGCUGACUUGCAACUGCUAAAAGAGGUUAAUCCAAGGGCAUGUAUGACAGGGUUCACAUAUGGCCCAACCAGUAUUGUUUUUUAGCCUGAGCAUAUUCAUGAUCAGUGUGAAUGUAAUAGUUUUUUUUUUAAAUUGCAAGUUAUUAUAUAAGUUCAUAAUAAUAAUGUUAUCCUUCAGAACAACAAUUUUACUUACAUACAGUUGGGCCAAUAAGUAUUUAGUCAACCACUAAUUGUGCAAGUUCUCCCACAUGAAAAUAUUAG
Molecule: messenger RNA, 5758 nt
Organism: Corythoichthys intestinalis (scribbled pipefish)
Lineage: Eukaryota; Metazoa; Chordata; Actinopteri; Syngnathiformes; Syngnathidae
Gene: dennd3a
Product: DENN/MADD domain containing 3a
Exons: 31
Coding region: 321-4115 (1264 amino acids)
Biological process (GO): regulation of Rab protein signal transduction
Cellular component (GO): cytoplasmic vesicle
Molecular function (GO): protein binding
Source: RefSeq, a predicted model, not a curated record